Synchiropus splendidus (mandarinfish) is the source of this 5509-nucleotide messenger RNA. RefSeq names its product olfactomedin-4. Lineage: Eukaryota; Metazoa; Chordata; Actinopteri; Syngnathiformes; Callionymidae. The transcript has 4 exons. Gene Ontology annotation, biological process: signal transduction. The record is from RefSeq and is a predicted model, not a curated record. The coding region runs from base 2722 to 4143 and encodes 473 amino acids.
UUGAAACGUCAACAACCUCGCCGCACGUGCUCCAAGCCGGGGGGCGGGGCUCGGAGCAGGUUCAGUGGCGAUGUGAGUGGUGGUCCUCAGACUUGGAGCGUCCUCAGAUCCACCAUCAACACCACUGACAGGACUCAGUUCCACGUUUGACUCUGUCCUUCCCUCAACUAAAGGUCUGGCCUGUGUUUCACCUGUGACUCACUGUUGAUGGUGGUGAGGUCCGUCGAAUUCAGUGGAGUGAAGAUGAGAGGCUCCAGUCUGCAGCGUGGCUCACACACACACAGACCGGGGCCACGUUACUGGUGGCAGGAGUCACGUCCACAAAUAGAGUCAAUAAAGACAAAUCAAUGGCGCAGACAUUUCUAUCUAUGCCACUUGAUGUUUCCAGGAGGAUCAGGGAAAAAACACAUGCACAAGAGACACACGCUGGACGUGAAGCAGCAACCUUGUGACACACAGGGAUGAGCUGUAACCACUACACUGAGUCACAUGACCAUGGCAACCUCGACCGAUCACUAGGUCCCUCCAAAACAAAACCUAGGGAAGCACUGAAAUCUGUCUCUUUCCCAGCAGAAACAUGAACGAAUAGCUGAGGCACAGAGGUAGAGCAGCAACAGCAGGAGGAGGGUGUUGGAACACAACACUUCCUCGAACUGAACCCAGAGAAACAUCCUGAACAUUCACGUCCUAAUCUGGCUUCAUCCCAGGGUGGGACGGGGGGCGCGUCCUGGAACCAGUCUGGUAACAAACCGCGUACACGGUGAUGGACCGAGGCUUCACCAUUUCACCAGAGUGGCCUUUAGCUUCAGCCCAGACUCAAGCAGAGGCUUCAAAGGAGGCGCGACCUGACCUGGUGUGAGAGGGCGACCGAGGUCCAGAGCAGGACGAAGACGUGCGGCUUCAUGUCCGGCGAGUGACAGGCUGCAGAUGAGAGCAGGCUUUUAGGGCUGAGCCGCCUCCCUCUGACGGCAGCACUUCCCCUGCACACGUCCUCACCAGCCACAGCCCAUGGACGUCACACACCUUUCUUCUUUCACACUUCAGAGCCAAGUUUUUGACCAUCAGUUUUCUAGACGUUUUAUUGACAUCAUGAUGUUUUUUUCUCUUUCAUUCAUGUUUCUUUCAUCUGACUCCCAACCCUCGGCCCGAUGGUCCAUUUCUGUCCUCUAAUUUACAUAUGUUACAUAACAUUUUUUUCUGAAAUGAAUAUGUUCCUCACGUUUUUCUUGUUUUUCUUGUUACUUAGAAAACACACGAAAUAUUACCAUACUGUUGGGAAAUUCUAGAAAGGGAGGGAGGGAGGCGAAAAACAGCCUAAAAUAGAGAGAGAAGUGGCGUCUGAUGGGUUUAGCGCCGGUCUCUCACCAGGUCCAGUUUCCUCGCACUGAAGCUGAGUUCACUGGCUUUAAACGGCCAAUGAAUCACUGGGGUUGUAUCUGUUCUGAAUGGUUCUUCUAGGACCAUCUUCUCAGCAGCAGAGUGGCCAGUCAUGUUUCUGCUGUUAGCAUGUUGCCGAGCCUCUCCAGAGCCUCGGAGCUUCUUCUGAAGUGCGGGAUUCAUUUGCCAUGAGUCGUGAGUCGUGAGUUAACUCAGCCUCGGUGCGAUUCAUUGGGAUUCAUCUGUAUGAAAUGUGUGAAGCUGCGGUCCAGAAAGCCUGUUCAUCUGGGUCAGAUCAGGCCCUGGUUCUCACUCCAACAACCUCGGACCCUCCAGCUCAGGGACACGGGGGCUUCUCUUUGUUUCUGCGUUCCAAAACCGUCCAGAUCUUUUUCUCAGGACCGUCUCACCGCGUCCGCUCCUGCGGCUCGAUAAUCCAACUGGGUUCAACAGAGAGAGCCUUGCUGCCAGCAGGAGGCCCAGACUCUGAGAGGCCCCGCUGGACUCCAGACUCUGAGGUCGAAGGCUGAACUCUGAAGGUCAACCCAGAACCUUCUCUGGAUCCAACAGGAUCCUUCCAGCUGUGUUGCACUGGGUGUGUGAUCGCGGGGGCAGCCGCUGAGGCAAAGCAGUCCAGCACCCUCCUCACUGAGGGGAACCACUGGGGUCCUGGGCCGGCCCCGGGGCCUCCUCCCAUCUGAACGCUGAGCCUCGCCUGGACGACGGAGCUUGUCUCGCUCCACCUCAGGAUAGUCACGUGACGUCGUGUGAAUCGAGCCGAGUCAGCAGAAGUUCAACCUGAGUUGAAGUCCCAGCUUGCGUGGACAGAGAAGUCCAACGCGUGUUUUCCGUGGGACUUUCUGAGAGCCGGAGAUUUCACUUCUGUUUUUCUGAUCCAGGUGGUCAAUGCUUCUGCUUCACGCACGGUGUUGCCGCGGCAACGGCAGCUUGAAAUAGCACGUCAACCGCCGCUCCUGCUUCUUUUGGAGGUCAACCUCUCCUGCGAGUUCAGAGCGCGACGUUUGAGCCACCCGGCCACGGCGCACCACAGGCCGGCGACAGCGGCGCCGACGCCGGUCGUCUCACCCUGCUAUUGUGGUGGAGGAUGACACUGCGGUGGCACUAAUUUUGGUGUGGAACGGAAGUCUAAUUUGAUGAUGAAGCUCUUCACUGCACAGAUUUCCCAAUCGGAGAUUGGCCGGGAGAUUUUGGUGAAAAAGAGGAAACGUGAGAAGUUUCACUUCCGCCACGGCGGGCGCUGACUCACUGCUGUCAGAGCCGUGACGCGAGGCGCAGGGCUGGGGUCUGCAGCUGCUGCUGCGCCUCCUCACUGCUGCCUCAGACAUGUCUGCGCUGCCCACGCUGCUGCUGCUGCUGCUUCACCUGGGCUCCUCGCGGAGCUCCUCAGCCCAGCCGGCUGAAGGGGCGGCCGUGCGGGUCAUUGGUCACCAGAGGUCCAACGCCUGCCAGUGCAGAGUCAACGCCAGCAUGUGGCUCUUCCCCGUCACGGCGUACGAGGCGACGCUGCAGAACGCCAAGUCCUGCCAGGCGACCCUGGACAGCGUGGAGGAGAAGGUCCAGUUGUCGGGUCAGCUCCUCCCUCAGAUCCAGGCUGUGAUCCACAACGUGACGGCCCGACUGCAGCCCUUCCAGUACCUGAACGACGGGGGCCUCUACACGCACUUGGCCCUGCAGCUGCUGGGCCAGGAGCUGAGCGAGCUGGAUGCCAACAUCGACACCAUCCACAGCCAGCUGAAGAACGCCCAGACCGGGAAGCUCCGCAAACAGGUGGCCAAACUGCGGCAGGACGUCGACCGGAUGCAAAUCAACGACAUUGUCAACAUCAAGACGGUGAAGGAGAAGAUGCGCUCCCUGAGGAACCGCGCCGAGUCCUGCAAGUCCAUCCCCAAAGACUUCAGAGUGCAGACUCAGAGAUGCGUCAAAGGUCUGCUGAGCAACAUCAGCGAGCCGGUGGUGACCAAGGUCAGCCCGUUCGGCAAGAGCCUGGUGGCGGGCUCCUGGGGCAAGCAGGCCAUGCAGGACAGCCCGCUGGAGAGCAGCAGCUACUGGGUCCAGCCUCUGACCAGCAGCAACAUCUGGGGCAACACCGUGCGCGUGUACCCCACCCUGGCCGACUUCCUCACCUCCACCAAGCACAACGACUACAACUUCGCUCCCUCCAACAGCCACCCUGACGCCAACGAGGGGCCCAACGCCGUGCUGUACGGCGGCGCCCUCUACUACCACUGCUACCGCUCCAACAAAGUCUGCCGCUACGACUUGGCCACCAAAGCGGUGGUGCGCGUGACCCUCCCGGGAAUCGAGGUGGGCUACGGCAACAAGUUCCCCUACUGCUACUACGACUGCCGCGACAACAGCGACGUGGACCUGGAGGUCGACGAAAGCGGGCUGUGGGCGCUGUACGCCACGGCGGGUAACCACGGUAACCUGGUGAUGAGCCGGCUGGAGUGGCACGGCAAGGAGAAGACGCUCAACGUCACUCACACGUGGGAGACCAGCCUGUUCAAGAAGUCGGUGAGCAACGCCUUCAUGGCCUGCGGCGUCCUCUACGCCACUCGCUACCAGAGCAAAGUCAGCGAGGAGGUCUUCUACGCCUUCGACACGGCCAGCGGCCGCGAUGACAACACGCUGUCGCUGCGCAUGGAGAAGGUCUCCAACGGCAUCGCCAGCGUGAGCUACAACCCCACCGACCGCCGCCUCUACAUGUACAACGACGGCUAUCUGCUGGCCUAUCAGACUAAGUAGAAUCGGCCGCGUGGCAGCAGAAAAACAUCCCAAUUUUUCACUGUCUUCACCCUCAACUUUGAGAGGUGACUUGCUUUAAUAAAAAAAAAAAAAAGAUUGAGAAAUUGAGUUUUGUAUGUUUAGAUUUCCUGGGACUUUUUAGGACCGAUAUUUUCACCGAUAUCAAUUCUUUAUGAUUUGUUUGUUUCACACAAGAACACAGAUGAUCCUGACUAGCAAAGGUCAAAGGUCGUGCCCAUUCACAGCACAGUCUGGCACAAAGGUCAUGUGAAGAAGUGGGGGGGUGACCUUUGACCUGUGCUAGCCUUGACCUUUGACCUGUCCUGUCUUGUGUAUUUUGUGACACCACCAUCACUACUUCAUCGGUUUGUUUUAAACUAGGUGUUACUGACUCUCUGUCAUCGCGACACCAACAGUGUGUGUCGGUGGCGUCGCCCUCUGAUGACAUCAUCACGCUGCCUCAGGUCAGAUGGAGGUUCUCAGAGCAACUUUUCCUCUGUGUCACUGCCUGAUGCGCUCCGCCGGAAACUACGGGAUGGAACCAGAAGUUUCUGGCGCAUGUUUUACCAACUGACCUUUACUGGUAAGCGCAUGCGUCCAUGGUUUUAUCGCGCACAGGCGAUGUCUUUUAACUCAUUAAGAGUCUAGAUUAAGAAAUUGUAUGUUUUAUAUGAUAUUCUAGUUUUGUUUUUUCUUGAAUCCAACAACAUAAACGGACUCAAGCGCCGCUCCACGGUCGACAUACACCUCAUUCGGGGCCAGAUGAGCUCAAUAUGAAACCAAUCCCAGGAGAAAUGUUUCCCACACACUCCGUACUGUAUCGGAAGCCGUGCACAGCGCAGGUCAAAUGUACUGGAGGAGUUUGAUAUUAUUCAUGAUUCAAUAAUACUGGGUUAAAAAAUGAUGAAGACGGAUAGAAACGUACAAUCUCCAGACUACAAUGACAAAUGUUGAAUUAUUUUUUGCACUUGAUGUUGGUUAUUGUUGAUGCACAUAUAGAAUGCAGUCACUGCAUUAUUCAUUUCACUGAAGUACAUCGUAGAAAACCUGAUUGUAUACGUGUAAUAAUAUGGAAAAAAGAAAGAAAAUGAAAGGAAAUGCAAAAUUGAAAACCAUAUGGAAGAAAAAAAAAUCAUGGUGUCUGUGAGGGAAACGUAUUAUUUCACAAUACGUUCACCAUGUUUCCCAGCUCCGGUCAAAUGUUCUUCGUUGAUUUUCAGCUUAAAUGUGAUCAGGCACCUACGCAUGCGCGUAACAAUGUAUCAUUUCCAGAUUUGCUGGUUACAUAUUGACUAUUUUAACAACUAUUAAAAAAACCCACAACUUUACAUGUUAUAAUUAAUAAACACAAUUCGUAGACCUUGCG